ACCGAUUCAACGUCCUCGCGUAACCGUAUGGCGAAUCUCUCUCUGAAUCCCGGUAUUGGGUCGAGUACCCCAGCGGCCUUGUUGACCUCACUCGCUCGCACCCCUUGACUGACGGCGCCGUCGCUCUGCCCCCGCCAGAUCUUGACCCCCAGAUGGACAUUCCCGUCGACAACGAGCGCACCAUUCGCCUGACCGACAGCAGCACGGCCCUCGUCGUCGUCGACAUGCAAAACUUCUUUCUCCAUAAAGCCCUGUUCGACCACCCGACGGGUCUCGCGUGCGUCGAUCCCCUGCUGCCCGUCGUUCCAGCCGUGCGGAAACGCGGUGUGCGCAUCAUCUUGCUGGACUUGUACCUCCCAGAGAACGGUAUCAAGAGCUUGCUCUUCGCCGGCGUGAACGCCGACCAGUGCGUGAUGGGCACCUUCCCCGACGCCUUCUUCCGCGGUUACGACGUCGUCAUGCUCCGCGACGCGACGGUCACCACUUCUCCGGAAGGUGGUCUCGAAAGCGCCCUCUACAACGCUAGCCUCUACGGUUUUGUGACGGACACGAAGUACUCCAGUCCGCAGAAAGUUCAUAACGCAACGUGAAUUGUAAUGAUACAUCGGAGGAGUAAACAAAAUACCAAUAAGUAUGAAAAGCGACACUCGAUGGAGCGUGUGCUCAGUAUCGUGUCCGAUUCGUCCUUGCCUGCCCGUCUCUACUCCGCAUACGCAAACGCGUAUCCGUCCGAAAGCGGUCUAUGUCCCGUCGACCCCGACCCGGACCUCGGCCUCGUCUUCACGUUCAACACCGUCCUACCCGAAUACUUUCUCGCCAGCCCGGUCGCUCCGCCCGCGUCGUCGAAUCCCUCGCCCGAAAUCCGCCCCAGAGCCUCGAACGGCUCAUGCACCGACGCGGGCGGCGUCGCCAGCUGCUGCCGCAUUCCGCCUGGCGGCGGGCUUCGCAGCGGGCUCCUCGGCUGAAUCGGCGGCGGCGAACCGAGAGACGCCGCCGAGAAGCGCGCCAGAUCGCGCGUGUCGAUGAACGGGCGCGGGCGCGGCACCGGUGCGUGCACACCACCGCCCACCGUGUCCUGCGACGCGUGGAACGGGUCGUUCGCCGCCGAAGAAGACGAGGCGGUCGACGGCCGCCGCCCGUGCCCGUGCCCGUGCCCGUGCCCGUGUCCGGAGCCGCUGUAACGCGAUGGGCUGGACCCGCGCGAGCGCGAGCUCGAGCUCCGCGCCAAGCCGACGACCACGUCGGGCGUCCCGCUGUGUGCGCUCACGUACGCCGCGCUUGUCGACGUUAGUUCCUCGUCCGACCCGUCUGACGCCGUCGCCGCGCCGGGCACGACGCCUACGCUCCCCUCCGCCGAGCGGUGGUCACCGGACGGGCCGUCGAACCGCGGCGGCGCCACCCGUCUCGCACUGCUAUGCCUCACGUGGGCCGUCGCCGUCGCCGUCGCUGCCCCCGCUAGCAGCCGCUGCCGCUGAACGCGCUCCGCCAUCGGCGUGCUCACGGAGACGGGCGUAGGCAGCUCAGUAUGCCGAUCGUCCGGCGUCCAGCUGUGCUCGCUCGCCGAGGUACCGAGGUACGGGUCGCUGAAUGGGUUCGCGCCGCCAAGUUCCAGCGGGCCGCUGAUGAACUGCCUGCCGGGUGGGGAACGUCGACGGCGGCGAAGGACGAGACAGACGGCGACGGUGCCGCCCACGAUCACGAGUGCGAUGGCCACGAACACUCCCGCAACCGCGCCUUUGUGGUUCCAGAAUGAGUUUUGGUGAAUAACCGCGGCGGAGUUGGAGGACGUCGUCGGAUUGAGGCCGAUCGUGGUGAUGGAUGUAACCUGGCCAUCGGCCAAGGUGGUCGCGACCACUUCCGUCACGGAAGCAGGCGUCUGCACGGAGAUAUGACCCCUGCUGUCCGUAGAUGUUAUUACCACGACGGCCGAGGACGAUGCACCGCUGCUUUGCACCGGGCCCUGCCUCUCGGCUGCAGAGGACGAAGCCCCGGCGCCUGAAGAGCUCUGGCCAGCGGAAGCCGAGCCGGGACUGUGUGGCUGCGAACCAGACGAUGUCGUGGAUCCCGACCCCGGUCCCGACGCAGACCCGCCGGAGCUGCUCGAUCCCGCGGCUUGCGUUGCCUUCGU
Punctularia strigosozonata HHB-11173 SS5 is the source of this 2128-nucleotide messenger RNA. Its product is annotated as Isochorismatase hydrolase. The coding region runs from base 153 to 590 and encodes 145 amino acids. The record is from RefSeq and is a predicted model, not a curated record. NCBI's taxonomy places the organism in Eukaryota, Fungi, Basidiomycota, Agaricomycetes, Corticiales, Punctulariaceae. The transcript is spliced from 4 exons.